UGUGUUUCAUGACCAGAACGGCAGGGAGACGCAUUCACAGCAGAAAUGGCAACGACUCCUGUACCAGUUUUGGACGGAGACUCUUGUCCAAAACUUCAGAUGGAAAAACGAGUGAAAAAUGUUUUUGUUACUCAGCCGGAGGACCCGAGAGGCAGGAAAAAAGAGAAGAUGUGCGUACCUGCUACAACAGAAACUUCAAGCAAACUCUUAGAGGCUGGAGUGAAAGCACUAAAAAGGACACUUAUUGCAAGAAAACAGGCUGAGCUGCAUGAACUGGACGUGCAACUCGCACUCAAAACACAAGAUUUCAGGAGCUGCAUGGAGGCUCUUGCUAGUAGAAGGUCAGAGUUGGAAACUCAACAACGGCAGAGUAAAGAGGAGGAGAUGAAAUUUGAGAAGUUUGUGGCUGAGAAAGAAGAGAAGCGACAAAGAGCGCUGAAACAGUGUGAAGCAACUUUGGAGCAGAACAUCCUGAAACAGAGACGGAUUGAGGAUUUAACAGAACAACUGACAAAACUAGAAACCAGGAGACACAUUUUAAAGCAGAGAACAGACAAAAACAAAAUCUAUGAGGAUUAUCUGAUGAAAACUCUGGAUCGUCUCCCUAGCCUUCCCCGCCACAACAGCAGCGAAUCUUUAGCCGUGCCGAUCAUUCGACGCCACGAGACGCUGUCCGUCACCCACCAGGGGCUGCUGCAACGUUUGAGGCGAAUGGAGGCAGAGGUGGAGCGGCAGUGGCGGCAGCUGCAAAACAUGAAGCAGCAGCACAGCAUAGCAACACUGAUGUCCAGUAAAGAACUUUCUGAACUGCACAGCGAGUUAGAAAGCCUGAGAGAGAAGAACAGGCAGGUUGAAGUUAACCUGCUGAUGAAACGAGGCGCAUCCAGAGAGAAGGUAGAGGAAGUUGGAAAAUUACUUAUGGCUGUCAACAAUCUUGCACAAGAGUGUUACAUCCCAGAAUUUGGACCGCUGGAAGGCAUGAGUGUCCUGACUAUGAUGGACAUGGUGAAGGAGUUUGUUCUGGACAAGGCGGACACGGAGAGGAGGUUGAGGAGGCUGGACUCCUGCUCCACCGCAACUCUGACCGACAAACCAUGGAGAAAGUCGCCGAAAAGCAUCGGCAGCAAAACUCAAAUCAAAAGCUCAAGUAAAGCCAGUAAAAUCAGCGACUCAUCCAACUGAUGCUGUCAUUUUCAUAUUUUUUAUUUUCUGCUAAACAUAUUAAAGUGUGUUUUUAUGGUUUGUGUUUUAAACCAGUUUCCCACUUGAGUGCGUCGUUUGCCUGCAGAAUCAGGAAAAUGUCAUGGGAAUGUAGCCAUUGUUUCAUUUUAAAAUGAAGAAUUAGAUUCAAAUAAUGCAGAAAGGGACAUAACCAGCACUAUAUGCAAUGCAGUGUCUGAGCAAUUUGGUUACAAGCAUUAAUUUAUAGUAAAUUACUCAUCAAAACAAGGGUUUCAUUUAAGACAAACAGGUAAGGAAAAUGUUUUAAUCUCUGAUAGUUAUUAGAGGUUAGAGAUGGUUAUCUCUGAUUAGGUUGAACUGCAAUUUGCAGAAAAAAUUAGGGGGAUUUUUGUUGAGUUAUUUGUUUCUACAGAUAAUCUGGAAUCUGUGUUUUUUAUUAAAUGUGCUUAAUUUGCCCUUUUCCAUAAAGGCACACCUGCUAAAGCUGCGAUAAAAUCUUAAAACUAUUUAUUUUACAUCAGAAUCCAACACUGAGAAAAACACAUGCGGAGCAUAAACCUGGGUGUUAUUAUUUUUCAAAGUUCUAGUUUUAAACUUUUUAAUUAUUGCGCUGACUUUUUUCUUCUAUAUUUAAAUGGCUGCAUAAACUCAUACUUAUAUAUAUAGUUUCUUUUAUUCUUUAUUCUAUUUCCUAUAAAGUUUAUAUAUUUAUAUUGAAUGUCUACGAGGUUGAAAAAAUUAUUGACCAAUAAAUAAUUUUGAUUCGAUUCUGACUGUAAAUAAUAGUAAUUUUCUGAUUUCUUUCUUGAACAACAUGUUUUCUCGUCUUUCCCAUUUUUGAAUAUUUUCAGGUUAUGCCCAAGGAAACUUUAAAUCAAAAAUUACUCAUUUAAAAUUCCUGGACAACUUAGAAAGCAAAGCAUAAAAAAGUAAACGCUUAAGCUACAUUUAUUUAACUGAUCUUACAAUAUUUAUUUAAAAUCGUUGU
This is a messenger RNA of Xiphophorus maculatus (southern platyfish), 2170 nucleotides long. It is a transcript of the gene ccdc197, whose product is annotated as coiled-coil domain-containing protein 42 homolog. Lineage: Eukaryota; Metazoa; Chordata; Actinopteri; Cyprinodontiformes; Poeciliidae. The record is from RefSeq and is a predicted model, not a curated record. The coding region runs from base 46 to 1182 and encodes 378 amino acids. The transcript is spliced from 9 exons.